AUGCCAAGGAGGUCAGAUAGAAUUCAUGAUCUAGCAAGAGGACGUGUUCGUAUGUCCAUGAACAAACUAAACUUGUUCAAUUUAUACAAAAAGACACCAUUACAAGUUGCAGGUAAGACCCACUAUCAACAAAAGUACUAUUCUAAACAAGACGCUAGAUCUUAUCAUGGAGAGCAUAUACAAGAGAGGAGAUUCAAGGCAAUGUACAACCCAUCCCGUAAGUCAUUUGCCCAACUUGACGCCUCAUUGAAAGGUGGACCUGUUAAGGAAACUCCUCUCUCAUUGCAAUCAUUUGCAUUAUUGGAAAAGAGAUUGGAAAUUGCUCUUUUUAGAGCCAUGUUUGCAUCUUCUGUAAGACAAGCCAGACAGUUUAUUAUGAGUGGGAAUGUUAAAGUUAAUGGGGUUGUUAUUAAGCAUUGUUCUUAUCCUUUACAAAGUGGAGAUAUUUUCAGUGUGAAUCCAGUUAAAGUACUUUAUGCUUUAGGUAAGGCUAAGCCAGGUUUAGAGCAAGCACUUGAAGUUGAUCAACAACAAAUUCAAUCUUGGAAUCAGUAUGUCGAACAAUUUAAAGCCAAUCCGCAAGAUGAAUUGGCAAAAGCUAGAGCUAAUCCAGAUGAUUUUCAUUCUUCGGCUGUACUUGAAGAAUUAAAGAACAGAUUGAGUAUCGUAAGAAACACAAUCAAUUCUCGUCAAGAUGAAGUAACUCUCGAAUCAAUCUUCGUUGACAUUUUAGACACAGCCAAGAAAGCCACUGAAACUGUGGGAGCAGAAGGGGCAGGUAAAGUUAACAAAGAAACAUUCGCAGGUUCAACUCAAAGGCUUCUGCGUUUUUCCGUAUAUGAAAAAUUAGCAAAAGCAAAUCAUCCAUUACUCGACAAAUUCGAUACAGAAGAAGUGACAGCUUUCCUUGCUAACACAGCUGAGAAAUCCGACAAUGAAAAAGCAUUAUUGAGAAGUAUCAGGGACUAUUUAACAGAUAUACAAAAGGCUGAAUGGGCUAAAAUCCGUAAAGAUCCCGAAUUUGGAGGCUACCAAGCUUCUGAACUUGCCAAUAACUUACAACCUGUUGAAGAAUUAGAUAAAGAUCAAGUUUUGGAAAAUGAAUCAUCAGCUAAAAUUGAUCUCCCUUGGCAAAAAGGAAUCUUCGGUCGUCAAGAUCCAACAAAACCAUAUUUCACUCCCUGGAAACCAAGAGGGUUCCUUGGUUGUUUUGCCAUCUUACCUCACCAUAUUGAAAUUUCAUUUGAAACUUGUCAUGCUGUUUACUUGAGAGAUCCAAUUGCUAGACCAGGUCAUUCCGAAGUUAUUACUCCAUUUGACGAAAGUGUUCAUGAAAGAGCCCACAUGUAUUACCGUAGAAAGGUCCCUCGAUGGGAAACCGAAGAAUGGUGUACAAAAUUAUCAGAAUUAUUGGUGAUUGGCUUAAAGAAUACAAAAGACGAGAUUAGGAUUGUGGAUGCAUGUACUGGAACAGGGUGUAUUCCAUUAUUGCUAAAUCAUGAAUUAUCCCAAGCCGGAUUCAAAACAGAUAUCCAUGGGUUUGAUGUUUCUGGAAAAGCUUACGAUUUGGCCAUGGAGAAUCUAUCCCGAGUUCAUGGCCAAGCAGAUGGGAAUGUUACUUUCCAACUUGGGGACGUAUUUAAUGCGAGAGUACUUGAACAAAUUGGUGUAACGAAGCCGGUUGAUUUGAUUACUGCGAACCCGCCAUAUAUACCGAUUGAAGAAUAUGAAAAGCCGUUAUAUCAUCAAGGUAUUGAAAGAUCAGUGAAGUUGUAUGAACCGAAACUUGCGUUGGUUGGGGAUUGGGAGUUUUACUACAAUUUACUAGAGCAUGUGGUUUUGCCUUCACAUGCAAAAGGAUUUGUGUUUGAAUUGGGAUAUCAGGAACAAGCUGAUUUCGUGCAUAAGUAUUUAAAAGAUAAUCCGUUUUGGCAAGUUGGUUCGAGAGACGACUCGAGACAGAAUAUUCGGUGUGUUAUUGGAUGGAAGAAGGGAACUGAUUACGAGAUAUUACAAAAACUAUGCGAUUUUAUUUAUUAA
This is a messenger RNA of Hemisphaericaspora subhashii, 2040 nucleotides long. RefSeq lists its product as uncharacterized. Gene Ontology annotation, molecular function: N-methyltransferase activity; DNA binding; rRNA binding. The record is from RefSeq and is a predicted model, not a curated record. Lineage: Eukaryota; Fungi; Ascomycota; Pichiomycetes; Serinales; Debaryomycetaceae. The coding region runs from base 1 to 2040 and encodes 679 amino acids. Gene Ontology annotation, cellular component: mitochondrion. The transcript is spliced from 2 exons.